GAAAACUAUUUAUUUAUUCAUGAAAUCAACGUUUAACUGUUUUUUUAUGGAAGCACAUGACUGGAUUUAAAAGAAGAAGAAGGAGCUGGACGAGAUGACCAUGAAGUUCAUCAUUAUGCUCAUUUUACUCGUGCAUGAGGCGUCUGGCAAAUUUCCACUCUGCCACUUCACAUGGGAGAUGAAAAAAGCCAGCCUGGAGUGUCGAGAUGGUUUGGAGAAGCUUGCAGUACCCCCUGCAGGAUGUGUCGGUGAGUGGGACAACGCUUCGUGUUGGCGAAACGCGGCGGUGGGUGAGGUGGUCACCCAACCUUGCCCCGCCCCCCUUUUGCAUCUGUUUGGAAAGAAAGGUAAUUUAAGCAGGAAGUGCACCCAGGAAGGUUGGUCGGACGUCUACCCUGUCAUCGCCUCCGCCUGCUCAUCCAACGACACCGGCCAACCCAAUGAGCUGGUGUUCUACAAAGUAGUGAUGGUUCUGUCCACGCUGGGUCACAGCUUGUCUCUCAUCAGUCUUCUCAGCAGCACCGUCAUCAUCGCGCUCUUCAGGAGGCUUCACUGCAUGAGGAACUACAUCCACAUAAACCUCUUCGCGUCCUUCAUGUUACGUGCCGUGGCCGUGCUCACCAAAGAUCUCCUGCUCUUCUCCGAAGAGGAGGACGAGCUGGACUGCAGCAUUCAGCCGUCUCUGGUGGGUUGUAAGAGCAGCUUAGUGUUCCUCAACUACUCCAUCAUGGCCAACUUCUUCUGGCUGUUGGUGGAGGCGCUCUACCUUCACACGCUGCUGCUGGUCGUCCACGGACGAUGCGCCAGGCUUUCCGUCUACCUCCUCAUCGGCUGGGGAAUCCCGGGCGUCUUCACGCUAGCGUGGAUCUUGUGUCGGAUUCACCUGGACGACACUUGGUGCUGGGAGAGGAAUGAUAAUCCCAUCCCUAGCAGAGUGUUGGACUGGCCCAUUUUGGCCUGUGUUGUUGUGAACUUCAUCCUGUUCAUUAGCAUCAUCCGCAUUCUGGUGCAGAAGUUGCGCUGCACCGACGUAGGUGGCAACGAGCAAUCGCAGUACAAGCGUCUCGCCAAGUCCACCCUCCUGCUCAUUCCUUUGUUUGGGAUCAACUACGUGGUCUUCGCCCACCUGAUGGAGCCCAGCGACACAGUCACGCGGCGGGUCAAGAUCUUCUUUGAGCUCGGACUCGGCUCCUUCCAGGGUCUUAUCGUGGCGGUGCUGUACUGUUUCCUCAAUUGCGAGGUCCAGUGCGAGUUCCGAAGGGUGUGGAAGAGCUUAUCCCUCAAGGGUUAUGUGAGCGGUCGCGAGUGCCGCCCGGGCGUCGUCUCGCCGGCCUGCAACGGCGCCGAGCACUCUGCCCCGUUCCCCAGGAACUCCCGAGCAGCGUCCAUCUUGCAGACGGAGACCUUUAUGCUGUGACAUCUCGACCCUUAAAGGUUCCUCCACUCUAAGAACUCUCCAUUCUUUUUAUUAUUAUAUUUCAAUUUAAACACACAUAUGUGGAAUUAUUAAAUACACUCUUUGCGUGUUUUUAUAGCAUUUAUUGCACUUUAAAAACAAUAUUUACAAGUCAUCAAAACUCAGAGGAAAAUAAACAAAAACGUGAAAAACUUACAAAGCAAAACUGAAAGGGAAAAAAGUGGAAAAAAAUUCUGCAAAAACUAAGCUGAGCGUUUUUUCAUUAGUAGAAUUUACAUGAAAGGAUGUAUCCCCAUCUGGUGGUCAAUGAUAGAUUUACAACUAAAAUAGAAGGCUAAGAAAAAAUAUAUGUACUGUAUUAACUAAUAUUACUGCACAAAAAUAAAACACUGUUUUGUAGGACGGUGAAUUGAUUGUUAUUCUAUCAAUAAAUACAGUUAUUAUGGGUUUUUUUUUCAUACCGGAAACCUUUAUUUACCUAA
This is a messenger RNA of Corythoichthys intestinalis (scribbled pipefish), 1899 nucleotides long. It is a transcript of the gene vipr2, whose product is annotated as vasoactive intestinal peptide receptor 2. Lineage: Eukaryota; Metazoa; Chordata; Actinopteri; Syngnathiformes; Syngnathidae. Gene Ontology annotation, cellular component: plasma membrane. Gene Ontology annotation, molecular function: vasoactive intestinal polypeptide receptor activity; peptide hormone binding; G protein-coupled peptide receptor activity. The record is from RefSeq and is a predicted model, not a curated record. The transcript is spliced from 13 exons. Gene Ontology annotation, biological process: cell surface receptor signaling pathway; adenylate cyclase-modulating G protein-coupled receptor signaling pathway. The coding region runs from base 95 to 1417 and encodes 440 amino acids.